AAUCGAUGUGAUGCGAUGCUUGUGGACCCCAAGCGGCUCCGAACACAGCAGAGGAGUAUUUGUCCUCCUCCGCCGGCAGCCCGAACUCGGCCCCAUCCGGUCGCCCAGCGGGGAAGAAACCAAGAUUCCCCGGGCCCAAUCCUUGGUAAUUAUCCUCCCGACACUUUUCUCAUGCCACCGACAGCUUAUCCUUCGCAAUCCCACCGUCUCUUUAAUCCAUGUGAUCCCAUACUUCGGGGAUAUCCCACAUAUGUUCCCGUUAUCCUAUCCCCCUCCCUCUCGGAUUCUCGUCCAACGGUCUCGUCCAUGGGAACCAGGGGCAGUGCUGUGACAGUGCUUUCGAUCCUCUUGUUUUCUUUGGCCUUUCCGGUCUCGGCCGAUGGCGUGUUCCGGAUCGGGCUCAAGAAGAGGGCGCUGGACCAGAACAGCCGCCUCGCGGCCCGGCUCGCGGUGAGGGAGGAGGAGGCGGCAGCGCUGGCCGCCCGGAAAUAUGGGUAUUUUGAGCCGGGGCCGGUGGGACCGGGGGAGGAGGGCAACGUCGUCGCCCUCAAGAACUACAUGAACGCCCAGUACUUCGCCGAGAUCGGGCUCGGGUCCCCGCCGCAGAACUUCACGGUGAUCUUCGACACCGGUAGCUCCAACCUCUGGGUUCCCUCGUCCAAGUGCUACUUCUCGGUUGCUUGCUAUUUCCAUUCGAAAUACAAAUCCAGCCUAUCGAGCACUUAUCAGAAGAAUGGGAGGUCUGCGAAUAUUCACUAUGGGACGGGAUCAGUAUCAGGUUUCUUCAGCCAAGACUAUGUUACAGUUGGUGAGCUUACCAUCAAGAAUCAGGUUUUCAUUGAAGCCACUAGAGAGCCAAGUAUCACUUUCAUGGUUGCAAAAUUCGAUGGAAUACUUGGGCUUGGAUUUAAAGAAAUCUCAGUUGGAAAAGUGGUGCCUGUAUGGGAUAACAUGGUUAACCAGAGUCUUGUUAAAGAAUCUGUUUUCUCUUUCUGGUUUAACCGGAACACUGAGGAUGGGGAGGGAGGUGAAAUUAUGUUCGGAGGGAUGGACCCAAAGCAUUAUAGGGGUGAACACACAUAUGUCCCUGUAACUCAGAAAGGCUACUGGCAGUUUGACAUGGGAGAUGUCCUCAUUGGUGGUCAGACAACUGGAUUCUGUGCUGAAGGAUGUCAAGCAAUUGCAGAUUCUGGAACUUCUUUGAUUGCUGGUCCAACAACCAUCAUUGCAGAAGUUAAUCAAAAAAUUGGAGCUGCUGGUAUCGUUAGCCAACAAUGCAAAGCUGUGGUCUCACAAUAUGGGGAAAAGAUUAUGGAAAUGCUGAUGGAAAAGGAAGAGCCUGCAAAAAUUUGUUCUCGGAUUGGGCUGUGUGCCUUUGAUGGAACUCGUGGAGUUAGCAUGGGCAUUAAGAGCAUGGUGAAUGGCAAAAGAGACAGAUCAACUGGUGGUCUGGGGGAUGGUAUGUGCUCAUAUUGUGAGAUGGCAGUUGUAUGGAUGCAAAGUCAGCUUGUGCAGAACCAGACACUUGAACAGGUGUUGAACUACAUCAGUGAGCUAUGUGAGCGACUGCCUAGUCCCAUGGGGGAAUCUGCUGUAGACUGUAAUAGCCUCUCAUCCAUGCCUACUGUUUCUUUCACUAUUGGUGGCAAAAUAUUUGACCUGAAACCAGAGCAGUACAUUCUGAAAGUAGGUGAUGGAAGUUCAGCCCAGUGCAUCAGUGGAUUUACUGCCUUGGAUGUACCUCAGGGUCCCCUCUGGAUAUUGGGUGAUGUCUUCAUGGGAGCGUAUCACACUGUUUUUGACUAUGGUCAGCAGAGAGUUGGAUUUGCUGAAGCAGCACAGAUAUGAGCAGUUUACUCUUUCAUAUAUAAAACUUUGUCUUGUUUAUGUAUCGCAUCACCAUCCCAUGAAUGUAAAUAUAUUCUGACCUAGGAUAUAUAUACUUUGUGAUCAUACAUGCACCUAGACUUUUGAUCCUACGUCAACUGAUCGGUACUCAUGUAAAAGCAAUAUUCCUGCAUAUGUGUAGUAGGAAGUAUGCGUAUGUUGGUUGUCAAUCUAUUUUCCUUGUGAUUAUGGACUAUGGUGCAUUGCUUUGGA
This is a messenger RNA of Phoenix dactylifera (date palm), 2100 nucleotides long. Its product is annotated as aspartic proteinase oryzasin-1-like. Gene Ontology annotation, molecular function: aspartic-type endopeptidase activity. The record is from RefSeq and is a predicted model, not a curated record. Lineage: Eukaryota; Viridiplantae; Streptophyta; Magnoliopsida; Arecales; Arecaceae. Gene Ontology annotation, biological process: proteolysis; lipid metabolic process.